AUGCCUCGCUUGAUUAACCCGGUAGGCUGGACGCUUUGGCCGGACACAUCAUCCGCAGGAGCUUCCGGCCCCUCUCUCGAGGAUCCCAAGUCCCAGGUCUGGCCGAUUCUUUCCCUUCGCAACGGCUCGGGCCACGCCUUCCACAUUCACGCGAUCUCCGACCAGCUAGUGCGCGUGAUUCACACGCUACCUGAAAAGUUUGGAGGUCGGACUUACUUGGGCGGUCAAGCUGGACGUGCAGGCCGGGGGCGAGACGGAGUUGCUUGGGAGCGAGCACUGGGACAGGGCUGGUCGGUGAAGCACGAUGAGAGCCGCAAAAGGGCGACGUUGACUAGUGCUGCCGUGUUGGGUGGACUGGCUGGCAUUCGCAUACACGUCGACUACAGUCACGCCAUCCUCCUGAGCUGGAUGUGGGUCGACGCAGGCGCAGAGAAUGGUUUUGUCUUCCUGAAGGACUUUAAGCACGCAUACAGGUACGACGAGAAAUCAGGUCGAGCAUUCCACUACGUCUGCCGCGAGUCGUACAUGCCACUUUGUGAGGAGGCGCAAAGCGCAAACACCAAUCAUCCUGCUCAUCCUGCCCAAAACGAAUUCGUCUAUGGGCUUGGAGAGACUAAAGGGCCGAUGAUGAAGGCCGGCAAGCGGUACAUCAUCGAGGGCCGGGAUAGUCUGGCCGCAGAUCCAGAGGAGACGGAUCCUCUGUACAAGUUAUGUCCUUUCUACUCAGUAUACAACGCGGAGACGCGCUUCUGGUACGGGCUCUAUUACAACACUCUGUCUCCAUCAAUCUUCGACCUUGGUGGAGAGCACGACUUUAGCACUGGCAAUUUCAGAUCUUUCUGCGCGGAGCAAAGUCCUUUGGAUUACUACGUCCUCCUCGGCAGCCAUGAGCUAUCCGGCAAUGUCAGGCCAAGGCCAAGCCUGCCUGGCAUAGUCUCGCAGCUUGCUCACCUCGUGACACCGCAUCAUUCCGGUGCGCUCGGCGACACGUCCAAUGGUCGUUGGCAAGCGAGUCCUCAUCUUCCCCCUCUUUCACAAUUCGGCUACCUGGCGAGCAGUCUGACCUUGUCAGAGCGGUCUGACGCACAGGCUGCAGUAAUAGACUACGUCGCCCAAACCAGAGCGCGCGGCUUCCCGAUUGACGGUAUGCAUCUCAGCUCGGGUUACUGCCAAGAUGCCGUCUCUGGUGACCGGAAUUAUUUCACGUGGGAUCGCAGCAAGUAUCCGGAUCCAGAGGCCAUGGGCAAGGAGCUGGAGCGAGGGCAGUCCUGCCAAUUGAUCAUCAACGUCAAGCCUUGGUUACUUGAGUCGCAUCCUUGGUAUGACGAGGCUGCCAGAGAGGGUGCUUUCGUUCGCGCCGCUCCGGACGCUAGACCUCUAGAAGGCGGCUCUGCGCCGACAGAUGCAGAUCGAUGUGGGGCGUAUCACACCCAUCCAGCUAGGACGCUGCAUUGGAGUGUGAACAUGGGUGACACGGGCAAAGGGUCGUACUUUGACUUUUCCAGCGUGCGAGGCUGUCAGAGCUGGCAGCGAAUGAUGCAGCGCGGUGUGCUCGACAAUAAUAUCACUGGUCUCUGGAUCGACAACAAUGAAUUCUCGACCCUAGUCGAUGAUGAUGAAGAGCUUGCCGGACAGGUCGCCGCAUGGUCCUCGCCCUUCGAAGGCGCUUGCGAUGUACCCAGUGCAACCGGUCUGCACUCAGAAGCAGAUGCCAUGCUCAAGGUGGAGGUGCAGCAGAGAAUGGGAGGGAGUACGGGAGACCACUUCACGGUGGGAACGUUUGGCCGUGGUGUGCUAACGAUGGGCAUGGCGCGCGCAACGGCAGAGCAUCUCCUUCGCGCGAGGCCGCACGCGCGACCGGUGGUAGUGACGCGAAGCUUCGUGCCAGGCAUGCAAACCUUCGCGCACGGAAGUUGGUCUGGCGACAAUUCCACUACCUGGAAAUCGCUCAAAUGGAGCACGAAGAUGACGUUGAGCACCGGCAUCAGCUUUGGCCCUGGCCUCUAUGGGCACGAUAUUGGCGGGUUUGCUGGUGCCCACAGCCCGAGCCCCGAACUUUUGGUCCGUUGGUGCCAGCAGGCACUGUGGCAUACGCGCUUCACUGUGCAUUCGUGGAAAAAGAUCUCCACGACGCUUUGGAUGUAUGAUCACGUCCCAGACGUCGGUCGCAUCUUACGUGAGGUAAUCAACUUCCGAUAUCAGCUCAUUCCGACACUAUACUCUCUAUAUGUCACCGAUUACCACCGACGUGGUUGGCCAGUCCUCAAGCCUCUCUUGUGGCAUCACUCGUACGACCGAAUCACGUUGACUCAGGAUGAGCAAUUCCUGCUGGGGUCGCAUCUGCUGAUUGCGCCAAACACAACGCAAGGAGCAACAAGCGUGGACUUUCACCUGCCAGGCGGCCAAAUCGAGCCAAUCUGGUGGUGCAAUUUCCACACGGGGGUGUGGACGCGCCUCCCAGUUGGAGGCGCUGAUGUCACGGAAGAUGCGGCCCUCGACCGCUGUCCGGCGUUGAUGAGAGCCGGAGGCAUCCUCGUCCUUGCCUCCGAGGUCGGACAGGAUGCACUUUCAACCAGUCGGUCGGGCAGAAUCGUAUCAAUUUACCCAGCGCCCAUCGAAGCUGCGACAAGUUGCAGCGGAUCUUUUGUCGUCAUUGAAGAUGACGGGUGCUCAAACGCAGCGACUACCAGCGGCGAGUGGACAGAGUACGAGGUAUUCUUCCAAAGCAUUGCCGGUUCCCAAACCGUGCAAUGCGGCUUCAAGCUCCUUCAUGGUGGCUUUGCAGGACACUGGGAUCUCACUUUUAAAUUGCCACGGAGCGACACGCGCAGGCUGAUGCCCUUAGGAGAUAGUGCUCAAGUAGCAGAAGUCACCGACGACGGCCUGCAGAUCAGGGUGACAGUGGCAAAGCCUUGA
Messenger RNA from Ceraceosorus guamensis, 2916 nucleotides. RefSeq lists its product as hypothetical. Gene Ontology annotation, molecular function: hydrolase activity, hydrolyzing O-glycosyl compounds; carbohydrate binding. Lineage: Eukaryota; Fungi; Basidiomycota; Exobasidiomycetes; Ceraceosorales; Ceraceosoraceae. Bases 1 to 2916 code for a protein of 971 amino acids. Gene Ontology annotation, biological process: carbohydrate metabolic process. The record is from RefSeq and is a predicted model, not a curated record. The transcript has 10 exons.